This is a messenger RNA of Rodentolepis nana, 945 nucleotides long. The record is from the annotation of a GenBank genome assembly. Lineage: Eukaryota; Metazoa; Platyhelminthes; Cestoda; Cyclophyllidea; Hymenolepididae.
AUGGGCAACGAAGCGUGCACAAUGUCCCUGCCUCAAGUAGCGAGGUGUGAGGAUUGUUUACGAGACCUUCAAGCUAAUGUCUAUUUUGAAGAAGAAUUACGCGGUUCAAGGUCUUUUAAGGUUGUUAAAGUGAGAUGUGAUAAGGUAAUCAAUCGACCUCGGAAACUGAUAAAAAUAUACCAAAUUUACAAGGCAGAUGAUUCUAUUGAGCUGGCGAGGAAUUCCCUCUCUCCGUUCUCUGGAAAAGCUGAGGGUGGAUUCAAUCUACUACCGGUGGAAACAUUUAUGACGGAGAAGUAUGCCUUUAUUAGUCGAGAUUUCGUUGACCAAUCCUUGGCGGACAGAAUUGGAACUCGACCCUUUCUCACUUUUGAUGAAAAACGUUGGAUUGCUUUUCAACUCCUCUCCGCCGUUCAACAGCUGCACUCAAUGAAAACAAAUGAUCUCAGGCCUCUCUGUCACGGUGAUAUCAAACCACAGAACGUUCUGCUAACCUCCUGGGGCUGGAUCCUCUUGACUGACCCUGCUCCCUUCAAGCCGACACAACUGCCGUCAGACAACCCAAGUGUAUUCACCCACAUUUUUGAUAGCUCACGACAUCGAUUCUGUUACCUGGCGCCUGAACGCUUCAUGGAUCCACGACAUACGCAUAUUGGGGCAUCAGGAAGUGGCGCUGGAGGAGAUUAUGAUUGUGGUGGAGGUGAGGGUGGGGGUGCUGAUGGAUACAGCUCUGUUCCUGGCAAUCUCAACCUGAAAGGCGAGGCGAGUUUCUUCUAUAGCCGUUUCUUGAAUAGUUAUUGCCUAGUCAAUAAAAUAACAUCGAUGGUCUGUCAACUUGAUAUGGUCAUGUCUUCUUGCAGCCAUGUUCCACUAACUGAUACUACCUCAGGCGAUUUCAGUACAACAGGACCAAUUAUUGUUCUAUUCCAAGCCGCUGCGUUCUAG